Molecule: messenger RNA, 5392 nt
Organism: Xiphias gladius (swordfish)
Lineage: Eukaryota; Metazoa; Chordata; Actinopteri; Istiophoriformes; Xiphiidae
Gene: slc9a6a
Product: solute carrier family 9 member A6a
Exons: 16
Coding region: 1-2079 (692 amino acids)
Biological process (GO): proton transmembrane transport; sodium ion transport; regulation of pH
Cellular component (GO): membrane; recycling endosome
Molecular function (GO): sodium:proton antiporter activity
Source: RefSeq, a predicted model, not a curated record
AUGGUGUUUAAAGCGACUGUCAGCGGUGCCUGGAGGGCGACGAGGACGCUGUGGCUGCUCCUGCUAGUGAGCCUGUCUGUGUGCGUCUGUGUGUGCCGAGCAUCAUCACCUCAGGAGGAGGACAGUGCCAUGGAGAACAUCGUUACGGAGAAGAGGGCUGAGGAGAGCCACAGGCAGGACAGCGCCGACCUGCUCAUCUUCAUCCUGCUCCUCACCCUCACCAUCCUGACCAUCUGGUUGUUCAAACACCGGCGGUUCAGGUUUCUGCACGAAACUGGGCUGGCGAUGAUUUAUGGCUUACUUGUUGGCGUGGUCUUACGCUAUGGCAUCCAUGUUCCUCGGGACGUUAGCAACGUCACGCUGAGCUGCCACGUUAAUGCAAGCCCCGCCACUCUGCUGGUCAAUGUCAGUGGCAAAUUCUACGAGUACACUCUGAAAGGGGAGAUCAGUGCCAAUGAGGUGAACGACGUGCAAGAUAAUGAGAUGCUGCGAAAGGUGACCUUUGACCCUGAAGUGUUCUUCAAUAUUCUGCUACCACCGAUCAUCUUCCAUGCUGGCUACAGCUUGAAAAGGAGACACUUUUUCCGUAACAUGGGAUCCAUCCUGGCUUAUGCCUUUUUGGGGACGGUUAUUUCCUGUUUUGUUAUCGGGUUGCUGAUGUACGGCUGUGUGAUGCUAAUGAAGCAGGUGGGACAGCUGGGUGGAGACUUCUUCUUCACUGACUGUCUCUUCUUUGGAGCCAUUGUGUCUGCCACAGACCCUGUGACAGUCCUGGCUAUCUUCAACGAGCUGCAGGUAGACGUGGAUCUGUACGCUUUGCUGUUUGGAGAGAGCGUGCUCAACGAUGCCGUGGCCGUGGUUCUGUCCUCGUCUAUAGUAGCGUACCAACCAGAAGGAGACAACAGUCACACCUUUGAGGUCAUGGCGAUGCUGAAAUCUUUUGGGAUUUUCCUCGGAGUCUUCAGCGGCUCUUUUGCUCUGGGAGUGGCCACCGGAGUCGUCACUGCUCUCGUGACUAAGUUCACCAAGCUGAGGGAUUUCCAGCUGCUGGAGACAGCUCUGUUCUUCCUCAUGUCAUGGAGCACAUUCCUGUUGGCUGAGGCUUGUGGCUUCACAGGUGUGGUAGCAGUGCUGUUCUGCGGGAUCACUCAGGCCCACUACACCUACAACAACCUGUCCCCUGAGUCCCAGGACAGGACCAAGCAGCUGUUUGAGCUGCUGAAUUUCCUGGCAGAGAACUUCAUUUUCUCCUACAUGGGUCUGACCUUGUUCACCUUCCAGAACCACGUCUUUAAUCCGAUGUUCAUCGUUGGAGCCUUUCUGGCAGUGUUCCUGGGAAGAGCUGCUAACAUCUACCCUCUGUCAUUCCUUCUUAAUCUGGGACGACGCAACAAGAUCAGAUCCAACUUUCAGCACAUGAUGAUGUUUGCGGGACUGCGAGGUGCGAUGACCUUCGCCCUGUCCAUCAGGGACACGGCGACGUACGCCCGUCAGAUGAUGUUUUCCACCACUCUUCUGGUGGUCUUCUUCACUGUUUGGAUUUGUGGAGGUGGCACCACCCAGAUGUUGUCCUGCCAGCGCAUACGAGUGGGAGUGGACUCUGAUCAAGAUAACUCUAUGAGUAUCGCUGAAGGAUCAGAGAGACGAAGCACCAAACAAGAAAGUGCCUGGCUAUUCAGAAUUUGGUACAACUUCGACCACAACUACCUGAAGCCCAUCCUGACUCACAGCGGCCCCCCUCUCACAGCCACGCUGCCUCCCUGCUGCGGCCCCCUCGCCCGCUUCCUCACCAGCCCUCAGGCCUACGAGAAUGAAGUGCAGUUGAAGGAUGACGACUCUGACCUCAUCCUGACAGACGGCGAUAUCAACCUGACCUAUGGCGACAUUACAGUCAGUACAGAUGCCUCAGGCGCCCACAGCAGCGGCGGGCCAGCCUUUACCGGUGCCACCUCUGAUGACUUGGACCGAGAGCUAACAUAUGGAGAUCACGAGCUGGUGAUGAGGGGCACACGGCUGGUGCUGCCCAUGGAUGACUCAGAGCCGCCCUUCACAGACCCCCACCACCGCCUGCGGAUGUGAAGAUACUCUUUCAAAGCAGACCCAGACAACCGUCCAACUCACACUGACCCAAGCCAUCGAACAAAAAACCAGUACCUAUCUCUCCUUCUUUCAUUCUUCCCACUUUUUUCUCUUUUACUCUUGCACCUUUCCUUAUUCCUCUUGCUUCUCUUCCACACAGAUCCUCACGGCUACAUUUUCCCACUUCCUCUAGUGGCAAAUCAUUGUCUCUACCUCAUUCCCCUUGUUUCCACACCUUUCUGGCAUCUGCCAAAACUGUAAUAUAGUCUUAUUUAUUUGCAGAGUUUUUUAGCAUUCAUUUGAAAGUCAGUUUCUCUCAGUUUUGCUUAAAUUUGUGUGCCAGUCACCUUUACCGUAGCAUUGCACAGAGGUCUAGCAGCAUGUGUUAGUGUGUAAAUGCAAGUACCAACCACUAGAUAAUUUGUCAAUAUACAGUAUAUAACAAAAGUACUAUAACUUUAAUAUGCAUGCUGAGGAUGCUUGUUGUUUUCUUUGUAUAGGGAGGUUGAGGGCUUUUGUGUUUUGGGUCUGACCUUGAAUGUUGCUGCCUUCUCUCUGUGCGUCAGAGACAUGCUGACCCAGUGGACAACUUUACUGUACAUUUGGUUACAAUCAAGUGCCUGGGAAUUGUAGUUUUUAAGCCUGGCGACCCAUACUGGAUCAGCUCUGGGAAGCAGAGCGGGUUGAGGGAUGGGCGGUCAUGCAGUUGUAGUUUUAAUUUGUAAAAAAGGAAAAAAAAAAAAAAACCCAAAAAUCAAAACAGACACCUCUGUCCAUAAGGUAGCAAUAUACUCAGUGGGUGUUUGAGCUGUCAGUUUGUGCUAUCCGCCUGUAAAUAGUGUGUAACAAUGUAAUGCCACUGAUGCGGUGUAACCUGGCAGUGAAAGUUGUGGAUCUCUCCCAAUGACCUUUGACUGUGACAUAGAGAGGGACUUCACACCUUAUUUUAGAAGCUGACGUCGCUCACGGGAGAACGAAGGGCUGUUGUUCUGAAAACGAGAUCCAAAUGAGGAAAGCUUAGUGCCAUUUCUGUCCUGCAUUUUGACAUUUUGUGAAAACUGAAUGCAGAUGACCUUAAAGUGUUUUAUAUAUUCUUUUUGCAACAGAGCUUAAGUACUUUAAGCUGAAUCACAUUUUUCAUACUCAUUUAGCUUUGUGCACACAUUUUCUAUUACGAUUGUUGCAUUGUUGUUGAGACUUUGAAUCCACUUUUCUCAUUAAGUGAACCUGAAAAACACAGAUACGUGAAUUUGACACUAAAGGAACUUAGUACCGUGGUAUUGGUAAGCACACAGGUAUUUUUGUGAGUAUAGGUUUGGCAAAUCAGAGAAUUGAUUGCCUCCGUAUGUGAUUUUUAUUACAGCUGCAACCGGUGAUUAUUUUCAUUAUUAAUUAAUAUGUCAGCUGUGGUUUGAUUAAAUUUUAUUCGUUUGGCCUAUAAAUUUCCAACAAUAGUGACAAAUUCCCAUCACAAAUUGUCAGCGCUAACCUGACGUAUUUAAACAUCUCAUUUUUAAUUAUUUUUUUAUUUUAUUUUUUUCUGAUCCGACCCAAAAAUACUCAUUUAGCAAUCAUGUAAGAAUCAAAAAAUGACUAUUUAUAUUAUUCUCCAUGAUAUUUGUGUUGGUACUGUGGCAGUUCAUUGCUAGAAUAGGACAGCAAUAGUUGUUUAUAUGCUGGAUGAUUUCCUCUGCUGUUCUUUAAGACUGAUGGUUUCAUGGUCUAACAGGAUUUUCAUAAAAAUGUUUACUGUUAAAAGGCUGCUCGUAGAUGGAUGUGUUACAUUUAACUUAUAGUCUCUUUCAGUGUAUCGCACACUGUGGAGGCUAUUUUGGUGGGUGUACGAGAAGAAUGGAAGGUUUUGCGAACUCCUUCGGUUGCAGAGUAUAGCAGCUGUUAAUGGGGGUUUAACAGGAAGUGCUGAUAGGACAUCACCGUGGCAACACUGUGUUGAUGUGGAUAGAAGCCAGGAAAACAUUCAGUGACUUAGUUCAACGCAACAGUGUUGUGGUUUACCCACUUGGUGAGCCAAAGGAAAAAAAAAUUGGGUGUAUGCGAAAUGGAUGCAGGCGGACGGGGUUAAAGAAAAGAGUGAGAGAAAUAGAUGAAAUAGAAAUAGAUGAUAAAAGAAAAAAGAAAAGGAUAAGGAAGGAUACUUAGGCCUAUGUUUGUGUGUGUGUGUUCAUAUGUUGGGGAUGAUACAGAGGUGGAAGGAAGAGCAAGCUUUUAGAUAUCGCUUUUCCUUCCACAGUUAUCUUCUGCUGUGCAGGAACUUCUUAUUGAAAGUGUUGACUUUUUUUUUUUUUUUUUAAUCAGACAUGCCUACUGACAUCACAUUAUCCAGGAAACGAUUCCUUCUUUCCACCAUUUUAUACUUUGUGUUUGAGUUAUUCUUGAAUUUUAUUUUGUAGAAGGGAAACAGUGAAGUAAAAACAAAACUGAAUAAUUUGCACUCAUCCUUUGAUAAUGUUUUUCUGUUUUAUUGUUAUGAUGCUUAUUUUAUCCAACAGCUGCUUUUUUAUUAUUUACCUUAUGUUUUGGAAGGUUGCGGAAAAAUGAGCAAUGUCAUGUCGGUUAAAUGAAUGGUAAAGUAAAAUUUAGUAGACAUUAAGUUGGUUCAUUGAUGUUACUUUGUAAAGAAUUAUUUCCACAUUGCAGUGGCAGACCUUUCAUACUGUUGUUCCAUCUUAAAACUUAACAGGUACUUAGUAUGUAUGUUUGCAACCAAUUGCUGUUGAAAAUGCUGUUUUCAUGUCUUCUACAGAGCACGAAUCAUUCAUCCUCCACUGAUGGCGGACUCGGUGGGGGGAAAAAAAUAGAAAAAUAUAAUACAAGCAGAAUUGUGUGCCGCUGUUCUUCAGCUGGCACAUUAAAAAAUGUGAAAUCUGAAAAAGCUCCUAUAGGUUUUGGUAUUUGCCUACUGCUCUGCCAGUAUGUUCUUCUUUCUCUCUGUUCUCUGAAUGGUGACUUGUGAUAGGCUUUGACCAUUGGAAAUCUUGUCUGAAGUAGCUGACCAAAGAGGCCUGCUGUGCUUUGUGUUUUCAGACAAUACACUCUGUCUUUAUACUGCAAAUUCUCUGUGUGUGUGUGUGUGUGUGUGUGUGUGUGUGUGUGUGCGUGUGUCAAUGCCUGCAAGUGUAUAUGGGUGUGUGUACUGGUGUGUGUGUGUGUGUGUCCGAGAGAAAGAGGGAGAAUGAUUUUUCUCUUUUCCUCUGUGUUGCAGGUACUGACUGUUUACAUCUGUGUAAAUAUUCUCUCACUUGAUCUUGUGUGUGCAACGGUCAAUAAAUAGAAGCCUGUGCUUUUGAUUAAA